Anarrhichthys ocellatus (wolf-eel) is the source of this 4128-nucleotide messenger RNA. RefSeq names its product replication factor C (activator 1) 1 (gene rfc1). Gene Ontology annotation, biological process: DNA repair; DNA replication. NCBI's taxonomy places the organism in Eukaryota, Metazoa, Chordata, Actinopteri, Perciformes, Anarhichadidae. The record is from RefSeq and is a predicted model, not a curated record. Gene Ontology annotation, molecular function: DNA binding; DNA clamp unloader activity; ATP hydrolysis activity. Bases 107 to 3646 code for a protein of 1179 amino acids. The transcript is spliced from 23 exons. Gene Ontology annotation, cellular component: nucleus; DNA replication factor C complex.
CGUCAUCUUCAGGCGACAGAAUCCAGCUUCGCGCCAAGCAGUUGGAUGAUUAAAUUACUUUUUCUGACAACAAGCCUGACCGUAAACUGCGAGAAAGCUGUUUAUAAUGGACAUCAGGCGGUUCUUUACACCGACUUCAGACAAGCCUGCGGUGCAGAAACCAGCUCCACCCGGAAACGUCAAAACAGAGAAGAAGAAGAAGAAGAAUCCUCUCUCUUCCGACGAGGAAGUGAAGAAGAAGGAGACCACCAAGGUGAAAAGCUCCGGACCAGAGGAGAGACGGAAGGACAGUGACUCAAAACGAAGGAAGCAUAUAGUCAUAGAAUCCGACUCCGAGGAUGAGAAGCCAGCGAGGAAGUCGAAGAAGUCCCCCAAAGAGAAACGGACUACGAGCAAAACGAAGCCACCGCCCAAAAAAGAUCCUGUGCAGUAUGUCUCUGAAACAGACUCAGACAGCGACAACUUUCAGUCUUUGAAGAAGGUCUCCAAACCCAAGCAGAACGGCACGGCCAAACCGACAAAAGCAGGUGCCAGCGCUGCUCGUCCAGGAGUCAAAGAGGGGCUCAAGUCUCCGUCCAGGCCCUCCACCACACAGGGGAAAGCUGUGCUGAAGUCUCCCGUCACCCCAAAGUCAGCUCCGCCUCCUCCGCACAAACAAACCCCCACCUCGGUACUCGACUACUUCGGCAGCGCGGUGGUCCAGCGGUCCGAUAAGAAGCUCGUAGCCAGCACCAAGCGAAAGGCCCCAACUCAGGAAGCAGAUGAUCCGAUGAGUGAUGAGCAAAUCGCCAAACAGCUGCAGAUGGAGGAGGACAUGAUGGAGCUGGAAAAGCAGGUCCAUGAGGACGAGGAAUUUGCCAAAACUCUGGCCAUGCUGGAUGAGGAGCCUCAAGCUAAGAAGGCUCGUAAAGGCUCUGAUGAAAAACAAGCCGCUACUGCAGCUCCCAGAAGGAGCAGUACAGACUCUGCUGCUGGCAGCAAGAGCAGCCCGUCAAAGACCACCCGAAGGGGCAGCGUGUCGGAGGAUGCAAUUGGCCCGACUCCUAAGAAGGACCCCACCCCCGUCAAAGCCAGCUCCAAACUGGCCAUGAUGAAGAAAGAGAACGAGGAGCGAGACGAAGGGUCGAAGGGCAAAACGCCAGUUUCGCUCACAAAAGUAAAGAUCUCUCCCAAAAAGGAGCCGCUCGCUUCGUCGAGCUCAGACAAGAAGUUCAUUCCCAAAGCGGGAACCGCGCCCACCGUGGUUAAACCUUCUCCCAAGAAACCAGAGAGUACGAGUCCUGAGGACGCAGAGAAGAAGAAGGUCAACUCUGCAGCUUUCAGGAACUUCCUCAACAGAGAUGGACCACGAGCUCUGGGCUCCAAGGAAAUCCCACAGGGAGCAGAGAACUGUUUGGAGGGCUGCAUGUUUGUGCUGACGGGGGUCAUGGAGUCCAUGGAGAGGGAUGCCGCCAAAUCCCUCAUCGAGCGCUACGGAGGCAAGGUGACGGGCAACAUCAGCAAGAAGACCACCUACCUGGUGCAGGGCAGAGACAGCGGAGUCUCCAAGCUCAAGAAGGCGGAGAGUUUCGGUACCAAGAUCCUAGAUGAGGAUGCUCUGUUGGAGCUGAUCAGAACCAAACCAGGAAAGAAGUCCAAGUAUGAGAUCACUGCAGAGGCUGAGUGCAAAGCCUCAAAGACCAGGACUCCCCCCAGCAAGACAUCGAAGAGCACCCCCAAAGCUCAGAAGAUCUCCCCCUCCAAGGGGAAUUCCCGGUCCCCUCACACUCCGAGCCCGACAAAGACCGGCCUGGGACAAGGCCACGGUGCCAGGACCAGAGGUGGAGCCACUCCACCUGGGAGAGGCUCGGGUCACACAGCCCGCCGGGAGCUCGGCCUUUCCUCGUCAGGAAAAUCAUCCCCAUCGGCGACGGGGGACGACGUCAGUCUGCUGUGGGUGGACAAGUACCGCCCGCGCUCUCUGAAGACUGUGAUUGGUCAACAGGGAGACCAGAGCUGUGCCAACAAGCUGCUCCGCUGGCUGCAGAACUGGAACAAACACCACAGCGGGGGCUCUUCCAAGCCAGCAGGUACUGCAAGGUUUGGUAAGUUUGGAGGAGGGAGAGAUGACGGAUCAGCAUACAAAGCUGCUCUGCUCUCUGGACCUCCGGGCGUGGGGAAGACCACCACAGCAGCUCUCGUCUGUGAGGAGCUGGGCAUCGGCUACGUGGAGAUGAACGCAAGCUGCUGUCGCAGCAAAAACAGUCUGAAGGAAGUCGUCGCAGAGUCGCUCAACAACACCAGCAUCGAGAGCUUCUACAAAGGCACCUCUCAGAAAGUGAGCAGUAGACACGUCCUGAUCAUGGACGAGGUUGAUGGCAUGGCCGGCAACGAAGACCGCGGAGGAAUACAGGAGAUGAUCGGCCUGAUCAGAAAUUCAAAGAUUCCCAUCAUCUGCAUGUGCAAUGAUCGUAACCACCAGAAGAUCAGGUCGCUGGCCAACUACUGCUUCGAUCUGCGCUUCCAGAGGCCGCGAGUGGAACAGAUCAAGGGAGCCAUGAUGUCCCUCGCUUUCAAAGAGGGAAUCAAGAUCCCGCCCCCAGCUCUGAACGAAAUCAUCCUAGCCUCCAAUCAGGAUGUCCGACAGGUGAUCCAUAACCUGAGCAUGUGGUCGGCCAAAGACAAGGUGAUGACAUAUGACCAGUGCAAGUCUGACGCAGCCAGUGCCCGCAAGGACAUGAAACUGGGGCCGUUUGACGUCUGUAGGAAGGUGUUUGCCGCGGGGGAGGAGACCGCCCACAUGAGCCUCAUCGACAAGUCGGACCUCUUCUUCCACGACUACUCGCUAGCGCCGCUCUUUGUCCAAGAGAACUACCUGCAUGUUCGGCCAAAGGCUGCCGGUGGGGACCUGAAGUCCCACCUGAUGCUGCUCAGCAAGACGGCUGACUCCAUCUCUGACGGAGACCUGGUGGACCGACAGAUCCGCUCUAGGCAGAACUGGUCGUUGCUUCCCACACAGGCCAUCUAUGCCAGUGUGUUACCAGGCGAGCUGAUGAAAGGCUACAUGAGUCAGUUCCCCACCUUCCCCAGCUGGCUCGGCAAGUACUCCUCCACCAACAAACAUUCCCGCAUCGUCCAGGAGCUGGCCUCACACAUGGGUUUGAAGACGAUGUGCAGCAGACAGGCGGUGAACCUGGACUACUUGCACUACCUGCGGCAGACGCUGCUGAGCCCUCUCCAGAGGCUCGGAGCGGAGGGUGCCGGGGAAGCUGUGCAGCUGCUGGACAACUACCAGCUCAUCAAGGAGGACGUGGACAGCAUCAUGGAGAUCAGCGCCUGGGGCGGACAGCCAGACCCCUACUCCAAACUGGACCCUAAGGUGAAGGCAGCAUUCACGCGGGCCUACAACAGAGAAGUUCACCUGACGCCGUACUCCCUGCAAGUGGUGAAGAAGGGCCGCCGUGGUGGUGGUGGUGGGGGGGAGGAGUCUGAGUUGGGAGGAGAGGACGUGAACAACGAAGCGCAGGAGUCCGAGGACGAGGGCCUCAAAACCGACGCCAUGAUCAAACAGAAGAGGGCCAAAGCCACCAAGGAGUCGAAGAAGGACGAUUCUGGGAAAGACAAAGGAAAGGGGAAAGGAAAGGGGAAAGGCAAGGCCAAGAAAUGAGCUAUGACCAGAGGAGGAAACUGUCCUGGUCUGCCGCCCUCCGCCCUCACACACACUGUAAUAUUCUUUCUCAGAUCCUUAAAUGAGUAUCAGAAAGUAGUGAUUCUGGUUACUGCAGGCAACUCUAAAUGCUAACCCCACUAAGCUAGUAAGAAUCGGUUUCCACUUUUUUAACUUCCUGUCGUGUUUCCAUCAGAGCGAACACACGCUGUAUAUUCUCUGGUGGUUCCCUCCAUUAUCAUGUCUAUAGAGCUGCGUAGCGAUGUGUCUCAUCAGGAGUGUAGUGGGCGUCUCCCGUCAUGAGAUAGUGGGCCGGGUGUUGAGGCUGUAAAUAAUGUGACUGAUGUAUAAGUCUGUUCUCUUUGCUACGACUACAAUACAGAAAUGUUUGAGCUCUACGGUUAGCACUGAUGUUCUUGUAAAUUGCAAUUUUUGUAAAAAAAAAACAUUUCAUGAGGAAUAAAGGAGAAAUGUGUCACUCA